Molecule: messenger RNA, 2721 nt
Organism: Nicotiana attenuata
Lineage: Eukaryota; Viridiplantae; Streptophyta; Magnoliopsida; Solanales; Solanaceae
Exons: 11
Coding region: 1-2721 (906 amino acids)
Molecular function (GO): nucleic acid binding
Source: RefSeq, a predicted model, not a curated record
AUGGAUGAAGAUUCUGAGCUAUGGGAUGUCAUAUGUGACAGACCCUUUGUCUCUUCCAAGAACCUUGGCGACCCAGCUGUAGCCAUUCCCAAGACUAGGAAGGUAUUCAAUGAUGCUGAUCGAAAGGCGGUAGAGAGGAAUUUUCGUGGAAAGAAAAUUCUUGUUAAGCAAUCCAAGAUAGACAUGCUUACAACUGAAUACGAGCUUUUUAGGAUGAAAGAUGAUGAAUCUAUUCAAGAUAUGCAUACCCGGUUAACCUCUAUCAUUAAUGAGAUUUACUCUCUUGGUGAAAUUAUUCCAAGAAAUAAGCUUGUCAGAAAAAUCCUCAGUGUUCUGCCCAGUUCUUGGGAAAGCAAAGUGAAUGCCAUUAUAGAGGCUAAGGAUUUGCAGGAGCUAACCAUUGAUGAGCUUGUCGACAAUCUAAAAACAUAUGAAAUGAAGAAAAAGAAGGACAGUGAAAGAAGAGAGCCCACAAAAGAGAAGAACAUGGUCCUCAAGACAAACUGCAUUAGUACAAAGUUAGGAGAAGCAGAACAGACCAGAGAUGACCUAGUAGUUGCUGUAGUUGAUCUAAAAGAAACAAUUGAGAACCUGAAGAAAGAUAAGGAUGCCUUAGAUGAAAAAAUUACAAAUGUAGAACAAGGAAGAGAUGACCUAAUGGUUGUUGUGGUAGACCUAAAAGAGACCAUUGAGAGUGUAAGUAGGGAAAAAGAUGUCUUAAUUGAGAGAGUUGCUAGAAUUGAGCAUGAGAGAGAUGACCUACUAGUGGUGGUAAUGGAUAUGAAGGAAACAAUUAGGGAACUUAAAAUGGAGAGUAGGCCUGAAAACUCACAAAAAGGAAAGGAAGUUGCAAGCGAGGGAAACAAGGUGGAAUUUGUGUCAGAAAUCUGUACAGUCACAAACCUAGUGACUUUUGAGGUGGUGUUAGUGGCAAAAAGAUACAAGAAUAUCUAUGUAGCUGAUUUUGAGUGUCUGAAGAAUGGUGAUCUAAGCUGUCUAAGUGAUGUUGAUGAUGAUGCUGAAUUAUGGCACAGGAGGCUGGGUCAUGCAAGUUUCACAUUGCUGAACAAGACCAAGGACGAAACCUUUGAAGUAUUUGUUGCUUUUGUCAAGAAGAUCCAAGUGAAGAUGGGUAAUAAAGUAGCCUGCAUUAGGUCUGAUCAUGGGACAGAGUUUGAUAAUGUCAAAUUUGAUGAGUUCUGCACUGAAAAUGCUCACCUCUCCUGUGAGAAGGACAGACGUGUUGAUCAGGAUGCAGUGCCCUUAUCUGUUCCAGGUGAAGUUAUUGACAUUGUAAAUGGAAAAGCAGACAUGAUGAGCCAUGGCAAGGAAUCCAGUGAAGAUGAUGCAAAUACAUCUCUAUCCAUUGGAGAGGAACCUGGUCCCCCGAUUACAACAACUGAAGCUGAAAACAGAGUUGUUGAUGCAUUCCAAGGUACUUCACUUGCUGAAGUAAGAAGCGCCCAAGAACCUCAGUCAGAUAUACCUGGUUCCUUUACCAAUGAGAUUCAGGAGCUGCAUCAAUUUGAAAGGAACAAGGUAUGGCACCUGGUUCCUCGACCUACAGAUCGAACUAUCAUUGGAACCAGUUGCUCCAGCAGCUCGAAUGGAAGUCGAAUGGAAGCCAUUAAAAUUCUAAUUGUCUUUGCAUCUCAUAUGGAGUUCACACUGUUCCAAAUGGACGUAAAAAGUGUAUUUCUAAAUGGAUAUCUGAAAGAAGAAGUCGAUGUCAAGCAGCCUCCUGGUUUUGAGUGUCACGAGCAUCUUGAGCAUGUGUUCAAACUGGACAAGGCAUUGUACGGGUUAAAACAGGCUCCUAGGACUUGGAAAAGAACGUCUGGAAUUGCACAUUUCCUAGGCUCUUGCUCAACCUCAUGGGGUAUAAGGAAGCAGAACUCAGUGGCACUCUCAACUGUAGAAGCUGAAUAUGUAGCAGCUGCCUCUUGCUGUGCUCAACUUCUGUGGAUAAAGCAACAGUUGGAAGACUUUGGAGUGUUCUCAGACUGUGUGCCUAUCUUAUGUGAUAAUACAAGUGCACUCAACAUGGCAAAAAAUCUAGUUCAACAUAAGAGGACUAACCACAUUGAUGUACGUCAUCACUUCCUCAGAGACAAUGUUGAAAAAGGGCUUAUAUGCGUGAAAUUCUGCAGCACUGAAGAUCAAAUUGCAGAUAUAUUUAUCAAAGCCCUGAGUAGAGAACACUUUGAGAAAAAUCAUCUGGUAGACACGCUUGAUGAUUACAGAGAAAAUAAGCAGUUGAGGCCGUAUACGCUGGUAAAAAGGGGAAAGCUUACUGAUACAAGAUUAGUCAGGGAACUUGGUUCUCCUAACACAGAUGCUGAGCCUCUGAGUGUGGUUGUGCCUGAGAUAAGACCUGUGCCUGAAGAACAAAAGGAGGAUAGUGUAGGGGAUUCUGAUGAUUUACCAAUUUCCAGUUUCCCUAGGGGUAUAUUAGUUGUUGAUGAAGAGCCAACUCCUAUGCGACCCACAACAAGGUUGCAAAAGAAGGAUGCUCUUGAGUCUGUGCUUAAGAACAGUGAAGCAAAGUCAAUGAGAAGAAAAUUAAUGAAAGAUGUCAACGUUAUAAAUGAGAAGAUAGUGCCUGUUGUUAAUGUGGAUGAGGAAGAAGCCGAGGAACCUAGUUCCUUGACUAGGAAGUUGUCACAGAAGCAUGGUCUCCCCAUCCAAAAGAGGGAUAUUCUGUUUCUUCUAAAAGUUUGA